This is a messenger RNA of Medicago truncatula (barrel medic), 2285 nucleotides long. RefSeq names its product probable tRNA (guanine(26)-N(2))-dimethyltransferase 1. The transcript is spliced from 12 exons. Gene Ontology annotation, molecular function: RNA binding; tRNA (guanine) methyltransferase activity. Lineage: Eukaryota; Viridiplantae; Streptophyta; Magnoliopsida; Fabales; Fabaceae. Bases 2 to 1990 code for a protein of 662 amino acids. The record is from RefSeq and is a predicted model, not a curated record. Gene Ontology annotation, cellular component: nucleus. Gene Ontology annotation, biological process: tRNA N2-guanine methylation.
CAUGUACUAUAAAAACGGUUUCUUUCUUAUGUUGUUGGUUGCUGCAGAAUCUCGUACUCUUAAACUGCAACUGAACCUAGUUCGUGCAACAAAUCCGUUUCCCAUUUUCAAAUCUUUCUGUACUUCUUCUAACUGCACAGAAGAAGAAAAGAAGAAAAUUGAACAAACCCAGGAUUUGUUUUUGCAAGAUAUAAGCAAAACAAUGGCUACAAAUUUGGAUGAUUUUACAGUUAUUAAGGAAGGUGAAGCUGAGAUUCUUAUGAGUAAGAAAAAUAAAGUCUUUUUCAAUAAGGCUCAGGUUAAUAACAGGGAUUUGUCUAUUGCUGUUUUGAGGGCAUUUAUAUCGAAAAGGAAGCAAGAGCAUGAAGAAUAUUUGUCAAAGAAAGCAAAAGGGGCAAAGAAAGCAUCUGAAAAUGAUACUUCUGAAAUGGCUGUGGAGGAAGUUGAUAACAAAACUCCACCAGAAGAUCAUAAGUCAAAUGGAAAAUGCGAGUUAGCGGAAGAGACAUCUCCUGGAGAAUCAUGCACUACAAUGGAAGGUUCAGUCAAGAUCGAUGAAGAAUGUGGUGCUGAUGAAGAGCAAGUUGAUGAUUCGGAAGGAAAAAGACCGGCAGAGCUGGAGCCACCUAGGGUUCUUGAGGCCUUGUCUGCUUCUGGUUUAAGGGCUCUCAGAUAUGCUCGUGAAAUAGAAGGGAUUGGUCAGGUUGUUGCUCUGGACAACGACCCAGCAUCUGUCGAAGCUUGCAGAAGGAACAUUAAAUUCAAUGGUUCCGUUGCAGUUUCCAAAGUGGAAUCUCAUCUUGCUGAUGCUCGUGUGUAUAUGCUAGAAAACCCUAAAAAAUUUGAUGUGGUUGAUCUUGAUCCAUAUGGUUCGCCUUCUGUGUUUCUUGAUUCGGCAGUUCAAUCUGUUGCUGAUGGAGGUAUACUGAUGUGUACUGCAACAGAUAUGGCUGUACUCUGCGGUUCAAAUGGGGAGGUCUGCUAUUCAAAAUAUGGAUCAUACCCGACGAGAGGAAAAUAUAUCCAUGAAAUGGCCUUGAGGAUCGUUCUUGCUUCCAUUGAGAGUCAUGCUAACCGAUACAAGCGGUAUAUUGUUCCUGUGCUAUCAUUUCAAAAGGACUUCUAUCUUCGUGUUUUUGUGCGCAUAUACACUUCCGCAAGUGCUAUGAAAGAAACUCCUUUGAAGCUUUCAUAUCUCUAUCAGUGCACUGGUUGCGAUUCUUUCCACCUUCAACCCCUGGGGAGGACCAUUUCCAAGAAUACUAGUGUCAGACAUUUGCCUGGAUACGGUCCUGCUGUUCCUCAAGAAUGCACUGAUUGUGGGAGAAAGUUCAUUAUGGGUGGCCCUAUAUGGUCUGCCCCUAUCCAUGAUCAAGAAUGGGUAGCUUCUAUUAUAGAAGACGUGAACCGUAUGAAAUCCAGCUAUCCUGCUUACGAACACAUAUCCGCUAUAUUGAAUACAAUAUCAGAGGAGUUGCCAGAUGUUCCUCUAUUUUUAAGUCUGCACAACCUUUCUUCAACCCUUAAAUGCACAUCUCCAUCCGCAGUUAUCUUCCGAUCUGCUGUGAUUAAUGCUGGAUAUCGUAUCUCUAGAACUCAUGUUUGUGCAAUAGGGCUUAAGACAGACGCACCAAUGAGUGUUAUUUGGGACAUAAUGCGCUGCUGGGUAAAAAAUCAUCCUAUUAAAGGUCAGCCGGCAGAUCAACCCGGAAGUAUCAUACUUUCAAAGGAACCUGUUUUGCAGGUUAAUUUUGCUCGAGCUGUAGCGUCUCUUAGCAAGGCGCAAGCGAAGAAGGUUGCAAGGUUUCUACCAAAUCCCGAAAGAAACUGGGGUCCAAAACUAAGGGCGGGACGCACAGUCACUAGCAAGCACAUCUCUCUGUUAGGUGAAGCAGCCCUUAAUGAAGCUCUUAACCAUGAACAAGAUAAUGAAGAAGAACCUAAAAGUAAGAAGCCAAAGAUUGAAGAAGAUAACAAUGCCACAUCUUAGCUCAUAAAUGAGAUUCUUGAAGUCAAUUUUUCAUGAAUUUCUACAUUUUUUGGUUUCUAAAGAAAGCUUAUUUGUUUUCAUCAAAUUUUGCAGAGUGAGCUGAGCUAAGAUAUCUUCUAGAUAAUGUGCCUUGUUGCUCAAUAAACAAUUUAAGUAAAUUGUUGUGGCAAAAUUAAGGCACAUAGCAUCAAAUUUGAUAUUUAAAUCUGUUUUUUUUUUUUUUGUUAUUUGGAAAUUGUAUUGUGUUGAAUAAUAAUUGCUUUUUUAAUUCAAUUUUGAUUCGGUGUUUCAUAUA